Molecule: messenger RNA, 6185 nt
Organism: Limanda limanda (common dab)
Lineage: Eukaryota; Metazoa; Chordata; Actinopteri; Pleuronectiformes; Pleuronectidae
Gene: exoc6
Product: exocyst complex component 6
Exons: 23
Coding region: 1-2448 (815 amino acids)
Biological process (GO): intracellular protein transport; Golgi to plasma membrane transport; exocytosis
Cellular component (GO): membrane; exocyst
Source: RefSeq, a predicted model, not a curated record
AUGGCCUCUGACAGGGUCCAUGCUGCUUUACCUGACCCUCCCAGUCAGAAUGAAGAGGACAACAGAGAAGAGGAGAAAGUGUUUGGAAAUAUUUUUGCAGAGUUAGAAUCUGUGGACUUGCCCCUAGGAACCACCUUAAGGUCUAUUUACGAUGACCAGCCCAAUGCCCACAAGCGCUUCAUGGAAAAGCUGGAUGCCAGGAUAAGGAACCAUGACCGAGAAAUUGAGAAAAUGUGCAAUUUCCACCACCAAGGCUUUGUGGACGCCAUCACAGAGCUCCUCAAAGUCCGCACUGAUGCAGAGAAACUGAUGGGUCAAGUGACAGACACUAAUCGAAGACUACAAGAAGCUGGGAGGGAGGUGACAGCUCAGACACAGGAGGUGAUCUGCUGUCGGAUCCAGCAGAGGAACAUGGCCACGACUGUUGAGAAGCUCCAGCUCUGUAUACCAGUGCUAGAAAUGUACAGCAAACUGAAGGAGCAGCUGGAAACCAAAAGAUACUAUGCUGCGUUGAAAACCAUGGAGCAGCUGGAGAAGGUCUUCAUCCCCAGAGUCAGCCAGUACAGGUUCUGUCAAAUCAUGGCUGAAAACCUCCCCAGACUGAGAGAGGAGAUCAAGGAGAUCUCAAUGUCAGACCUCAAGGACUUCCUGGAGAGCAUCCGAAAACACUCAGACAAGGUUGGAGAGACUGCCAUGAGACAGGCACAGCACCACAGGACCUUUAACAGAGUCGUAACAAAGCAGGCCAGUAUGGGUCACUACACCAAGCCUGUGUACUCCUUUAAUGGACGAACACACACUCACAAUGGCUUGAUGAUGGAUGACGACACAGGAGAUGAGGAUGAAGCAGAUGAAGAGGUUCUUACAGCUCAGGACCUUGUGGACUUCUCACCUGUUUACAGAUGUUUACAUAUAUACACUGUGCUGGGUGAUCGAGAAACAUUUGAAAACUACUACAGGAAACAGAGGAAAAAACAGGCCAGGCUAGUGCUGCAGCCACAGGCUAACAUGCAUGAGACAGUGGAAGGCUACAGAAGAUACUUCAAUCAGAUUGUUGGGUUCUUUGUUGUGGAGGAUCAUAUCCUCCAUGCCACACAUGGGCUGGUGACUAGAGCUUUCACUGAUGAACUGUGGAACAUGGCCCUGUCUAAGAUCAUCGCUGUGCUCCGCACACACUCUUCUUACUGUGAGGACCCAGACCUGGUCCUGGAGCUGAAGAACCUCAUAGUAAUCUUCGCUGACACACUACAGGAUUAUGGUUUCCCAGUGAACCGCCUGUUCGACCUACUUUUCGAGGUCAGAGACCAGUACAAUGAAACUUUGCUGAAGAAGUGGGCCCUGGUUUUCAGGGAGAUCUUUGAGUCGGAUACCUACAGUCCCAUCCCAGUGGAGACAGAGGAUGAGUAUAAAGUGGUUGUCAGUCGCUUUCCCUUCCAUGAUGCCGAGAUAGAGAAGCAGGACUUUCCGAAGAAGCUGCCAAUGUCCCAGUCUGUCCCUGUGAUCUACACACAGGUCAAAGAGUUCAUUUAUGCCAGCCUCAAGUUCUCGGAGUCACUACACCGCAGUUCAACAGAGAUUGAUGACAUGCUGCGGAAAUCCACCAACCUGCUGCUGACAAGAACACUCAGCAGCUGUCUGCAAAACCUCAUCAAGAAACCUCACAUAGGACUGACUGAGCUGGUGCAGAUCAUCAUAAAUACCACCCACCUGGAGCAGGCCUGCAGGUAUUUGGAGGAGUUUAUAACAAACAUCACCAAUGUCUCCCCUGAAACGGUACACACCACAAGACUCUAUGGCUUAUCCACAUUUAAGGACGCUCGUCAUGCUGCAGAGGGAGAAAUCUAUACCAAACUCAACCAGAAAAUUGACGAGUUUAUCCAGCUUGCAGACUAUGAAUGGGGCAUGACUGAGUCAGAUGGUCGCGCAUCUGGAUACCUCAUGGAUCUGAUCAACUUCCUGCGGUCCACCUUCCAGGUCUUCACACACCUUCCAGGUAAAGUGGCCCAGACAGCUUGUAUGUCAGCCUGUAAGCAUCUCUCCAUAUCACUGAUGCAAAUGCUGCUGGACACGGAACUCAAACAGAUCAGUAUGGGAGCCAUUCAGCAAUUCAACCUAGAUGUCAUUCAGUGUGAAUUGUUUGCCAGCUCUGAGCCCGUCCCUGGUUUCCAAGGAGACACACUCCAGCUAGCCUUCAUCGAUCUACGACAGCUCUUGGACCUGUUCAUGGUGUGGGACUGGUCAACCUAUCUGGCAGAUUACGGCCAGCCAACCUCCAAAUACCUGAGAGUGAAUCCAGCCACUGCCCUGGCUCUACUUGAGAAGAUGAAGGACACCAGUAAGAAGAACAACAUUUUCUCCCAGUUCAGGAAGAACGACAGAGACAAACAGAAGCUGAUAGAGACUGUGGUCAAACAGCUGAGGAGCCUGGUCAACGGAAUGUCCUCAUGAACACACACGCACAUAUUGCUGUCACAAGGAGGGGAUGAAGCAUGCAUGCAAACACACACAGACACACACACACAACAGGAAGAGACGGAUGCCUGGCAUACACACAUACAAACACACACACACACACACAACGGCACAGCAAUACACACUGUACAAGGCAUGCAGGGAAAUUAAGCAGACACAGGAUCUGUAUGAAGUCCUGUCCUCCCCGUACUGUUUAACUAGAUUGAAUAUCCAAUGUAAAUAACACACACACACUUAACAGUUUUAUUGGACUGAACAGUAAAAAUGUUUGUAGUAUUUUCAUGAUGAUGAUAAGACAAGCUAUGUUUGUACAUUGGUGAGAGUGCUAUGAUUGUAGCUGCAGAGGGAGACUGGUACAGCACAGGAAGUGACACUCCUAAGUACUGGCACAAUGAGGUUAAGGUCAACAACACUUUCUGCCCCUCACGUAAAUGGGAUGAACCAUUUCCUGUAGAUACACCUGUGCUAUAAACAAAAUAACAGUACCUCUCUUCUAGAUGGAUGGUGUCUGGAACACAUUGUUUAGCUUUUUAUUUGGAGGAAAUCAUUGUUAAUCUAGAGAGAUGGACCUUAUAAAUGACUGUAAUCAGAUGAGUGUAAUCUAGAUUCCCUCAUCUUAAAUUAUUUAAUUUACUGUCUGGAGAAAAUUCAGAUGCUUAAAGAACUGUACAGAUUUUGAGUGUAACGUUAAAAUUUUUUAUUUUCAAUUUCAACCACACCUCUCGACAACAAUUGGCUAAAGCAAUCGUCUUGCUUGAUGUUAGGACUUAUUUCUCAUGAAUUCUUACCCAUAACACCAUUUUCUCUGUAAACGCGCCGACUAAUUGACAUGGAUCAUUUUAUUCUGAAUAGUCAGAUAAACUCCCAGCACAAUCAUAAUCAUUAAGAAGCACGCUUGUGAAGCUUUGGAACUUUUUGGUGUGACCACAUGUGCUGCAGAUUCUGCUGGAAAAUCUCACUGCUUCCACAUGGUUUUCGCCUACUGUCUAUGCCCCCAGAAUUAUGGGACUGUAGCCUUAGAUGGCUCUGACCAAGUUAAGCUCAUUGUCCCAAUACCUGAACUCUUGUUACUGCAUGUGUGUGUGUGUACAUGCGUGUGUGUUUGUGUGUGCGGCCGUGCAAGUGUGUGAAAUGCUUAGGUCAUGGAUUGGUGGAAGAAUAGAGGAGUGGAUGAUGACGUCUUGAAAGACUGAUGUUCAUGAAAAGAGUGGAGUGUUGUCUUUUCUCAUUUGUAGCUUUGUUUUUUUGUCUCAUUUUCUUCUUCCUCCUCUUGUACAUUUAAAAUUUGCAGACAGACCCUCACAGUGACUCAACAUGGACGAGUUUGUGAUUGUGAGUCUUUGACUCCCAGGUUGAAGUUUGAGACGUCACAUGUUUUCUGCUUGGAAGAAUGUCAUAAAUAGAGGUGUUUAAUGAUUUGUGUGUAGAAGUUGGAUCACAUAACAUAACAUAACACCUGAACCAACUAAUGCAAUUCAUGCAGACAUAGGUCAGAACAUUUCAAAUUGUGAUGCCAGCACAUCAGAAGUAUGCCUCUGUCACAGCAAGCUGACACCUGGUAUUAAAAUGCAGUCUGUAUCUGGUUGCACAGCUUGCUCCAAAAGCCUGGUCCCACUAUGUAAGAUGUAAACAAAUAGACAGAGCAGUGAGACCUCAGCCUCUGUUAUUCUUCAGUAUAAUCUGUUGUGUAGUUUAUCUGACAGCAGCGGCAUAAAGGUUGUAUUUUAACCCUUGUUUGAUUGAUUGUAUGCAAAGACUAAAGGACAGAUUACCACAGAACUUGUUUGAAGGAUGUGUUAUGAGUCAGGGAAGAACCCAUUCAAUUUUGUUGCAAAUUUGGAUCUGGGGGUUGAUCCAGGAUUUUUUUAACUUUCGAUAACUUGGCGAGAUAGGGUGAUUUUUAACAUUUUCACCUUCUUCCCAGAGAAUAAUUCAUGGAUCUUGAUAGCAAACAUGUCUAUUUCUAUGACUAUGUGCAAUUUAGUGCAGCUUGACUGAAUUUAAGGGAACUGUUGGCCCUUGGUGGAAGUAUGCGAUUAUAGUUAACCUAUGUUUUCUUUCAUUUCAUAAGACAGUUGUGUCACAAUAUGUUUCCAGUAUGCAUUUCAUUUGAGAAAGAGAGAGGGUAUCCCUUCAGGAGAGUGGAGCAACCACAUGACAGUCUUAUUAGCCAAGCCAGGAAUACUUCUAACAAGCGUCUCUACUGGCUGUGAUUACAUUUCUUUAGCUCAAAUUUAAGUCACAGGCCUGUAAUCAGAUGUUGUGUUUCAGAGUCAGAUGACAUGUUAGUACUGGGUGGUACAUUUCAGUGUUCACAGACCAGCUGGCAAGUCAAACACAUCCUGGUCUAAUCUGACGACCUUUAGCUGUACUCAGUGAUUGCGACUAAAGCUUUGUUGGGCGACUCCAUAGCUGUGAGGGAGGUUUCCUGUGGCAGGUGACAGAGCAUGCCCUCUUCCUCCCUCGGUAAAUCCUUCAGCUGUACAGUAGUGGACAUUAUUUAUGCGAAGUUAAUAGCUGUCCACCCAAAUGAUUUGAUUCACACUUGUAUUAAUUAACUUAUAUAUUUCACGUUCUUAAUUCUUUCUUUUUGUUCCUCAGGGUGAAAAUAAGCUUUAGAAUAAAAUAACCCACAGACAUCCACAAAGCACAGCAAUAAUAAUUGGUUCCUUUACAGCCUCACAGGCACGUUGAGUAAUUAAUUAAAACUUGCACAGGACUCCUGAUAAAAUCAUUUUGUAAUGAGACUGUUUCUAUUAUGUUUAUGUUUCGGGUCUGUGCUCUACUUUUAGCAUUUUUGCACUGAAGCUGAUGAUUCUUUUUAUUUUUAUUUGAUUUUUAUUUUGCCUUUUUAAUAGUUGCUUGUAAAUGCCACUGUAUAUACUGCAUAUUUUGUAAAGAAACUAUUACAGCAGGUUGUCUGCAACAAACUGAACUGGAGGUUGACACUGUGAUAUGCCCCUCCGUCUACACCUACAGUAAAUAUGUAAUUAAUAAGAUUCUGAAUUUUCUUUGUUUGCUUACCUGGUGAACACAGAUGAGUGCAGUAUGAGGAGAUCAGUGACUCAUGUUGGUACCUUCUCUCCAUUCAACACAGGCAGACAUCCAAACUAGAGUGUGGUUACACUUACAGAUCAGUUUUUGUGGCAGGGAUUCUGGUUCUCCUUGCUGGAGGCCUGUGUCAUUCAGUUCUCCAUCUCCUGCAGGUAUUCAUGCCUAAUUUACCAUAAAUUCUCUUAUAAUAGCCAAUACUCGAAUUACAGUCAAGUCUGAAAUGUAAGCAGAACGAGUCUAAACAAAUACAAGCUCGCUAAAGAACGUUGAGGAUAGGUAAAAAAUUAUCAAAUACUUAGGAAAUAUUGAAACUGUGCAGGUUCACUACUCUGUACCUGAGGGAAAUAUUUAACAAAUAAAUCUAUGUGGAUUUAUAUAAUAUAAAAUGUGGUCACAUAAUCUCCUGCUGACUUGAUCUGACCCUUUACUAGUACAAAUUUACUAGUAUAAUGGCACAAAUCAAGUUUUAACAUAAUUUAUGUUAGUGAUUCUUUGAAUUCAGAUAAAAGGUGGGACAGUUGUUCUUGCUUUAACAGAGAUGGAGAGAGGGUACAUGUUAACAGCUUUACCUUUGUUGUUCUCAGUGAGACACCCUGACCGUUUUCCUACUUUUGUCAUUUUUAUUUUGUGUGCUGUAAUAAAAACAUAUUCAACAGGAA